This is a messenger RNA of Eriocheir sinensis (Chinese mitten crab), 1043 nucleotides long. RefSeq lists its product as uncharacterized. The transcript has 2 exons. The record is from RefSeq and is a predicted model, not a curated record. The coding region runs from base 28 to 426 and encodes 132 amino acids. NCBI's taxonomy places the organism in Eukaryota, Metazoa, Arthropoda, Malacostraca, Decapoda, Varunidae.
UCCCUGGGAGUGGACCCCGUACGCAGGAUGACUGUGAGAGGCGUUGGUACAAGGUACAACAAAAAUCAAAGCCUCGCAUUGCCAAGUGCAAGAAUGAGCAGCGGCAGACUGCCCCGCUGCUGUAUUGCUAGAGACCAUCCCAGCACAUUGUUCACUACUUGUGGAAAAGAUACCAUCAGCUGCUCCGGCAACAGCCACUGCUUCAACAUCUGCUGGCCCUAUGACACCAGCCACUGCUUCAUCAUCUGCUGGCCCAAUGACACCUGCCACUGCUUCCUCAUCUGCUGGCCCAAUGACACCUGCCACUGCUUCAUCAUCUGCUGUCCCAAUGACACCUGCCACUGCUUCAACAUCUGCUGGCCCAAUGACACCAGCCACUGCUUCAUCAUCUGCUGGCCCAAUGACAACUGCCACUGCAAGGGAUGACAAUGAAGCUGCUCCACCACAGUCACCACUUACUUCAUCGGAGUUAAGAGAUGCCUUUCAUAGGACAGCAGUAUAAUUUUUUGAUGCUGGGGCUGAAUAUUACUGGCUCAAGGCUAUGAUUUUGUCACUUUUUUUUAUUACUGAGGAGGUUAAGGUGGAGGGGGUGAAAAAUAAUCUCUGCUGUUUUUCGACAGAAAUGGUUAGCUAAUUCAUUCAAAGCACAAAAUUUACCAGAAAAAAAAUUGUGUGCCAUUGUGAGUGGGUUCACUUGAGAUUGGGCUCCAAUACGCCUCCGUGGUCUAGUGGUCAGCAUGCCUGGCUUCUACGCGGGCCCGGGCUCGAAUCCCGGCUCGGGCAGUCGGCGUGCAGCUCACCCAGCUGAUCAUCCUCCCUCUCGGGCUGGUCGAUAAAUGACUACCUGGGGAAACCUGGGGAAACUGUGGUAACCCGGAUGUCACACUGGCCCUGUGUCCCGGGGUAAUGGGCUCCCUCCCGUCACAGGCUCAAGGGCCAAUGUUACGGAGAUGAGCACCGAGGCCACGCGCUGCUACAGCGUAUGCUCCAACUUUAUCUUUACCUUUAUUGGCUCGACUGACAGACAUGGCUUUGUAUGUCGA